GGACAUCAUAAAACCGCAGUUAAUCAAGCCUGUUAUUGGUGGUAAAAAUACUUAUGCUAUUAAAGCUGUAAAAUUCCUAUUAAAGCAGUAAAUUACUUUUUUUUUAAGUUGGAUUCAGAAACAACGAGCAGAAAAGCGCUUUGAUGCAAGAACGAGGAAACACAGAGGCACUAACUGACAUCAGAGAAUUAGGUGACGCAGGACUUCUGAUUGGCCGGCAGUUUGAGGCAGUCAUGGUAAUGCUGAAACUCUGGACUCUCCUUUUUGCCUAUGCGCUGAUCAUUUGUCAGAUGUACAUCUCACAGGCAGCUCCAUCCAGAACUAGCAAGGAGUCCAUGUCAGAUGGAGUCACACUAACGAACGAUGAUGCACAAAGGUUACUCAGAGCAAUCAAGGAGUUCAUGCAGAUAACUGCAGAUGAGCAGGACCAUCAAACAGCAGAUGGGAACAGCCUGGAUAGACCCAUGUCUAAACGUUGCACCGGCUUAAGCACUUGUGUGCUGGGAAAACUCUCCCAGGAUAUUCACAAACUGCAAACCUAUCCCCGUACCGAUGUGGGAGCAGGGACGCCUGGCAAGAAGAGAAGUCUAUCUGAGCGAUAUGAAAAUUAUGGCAGCUCAUACAAUUGAAACUUAUCACUUUUUAACCCAUCUAUUCUUUGUCUGUCUGAGUUGACUUUUGCUUGUUCUCUAUUCAUAAACAAGACUGCUGAUGCAUGUGGAAACUGUAUGUCAGACUAACUUAAAAAAAAAUCCUCCUUGCUUUUCAUUUUUCAUUGGCUGUCAUUAGAUUUUGACAGGGAAUUGAAAACUUAGAAUUUGCUAUAAAAUUGUGUUUGGCAGUUAUGUACGAUACAAUAAAAAAUAACAACAGCUAACAACCUUUCUGAUGUUUAUUUUUCUCUUCAUGGUAAUUAUGUUCCCUCAAGAAUAAAUUCAUCUUUUACAUGGUAGCUGUAUGUAUUUCAUUCAGUACUGAGAACAAAAAAUACCUAUAGAAAAAGAAACUGAAGAAGAUAAGGGUAAGCAUAACUGUCUAUAAUGCACACACAAUUAGUGGAAAAGUGAAAAGUGUUUAAUUGGUUGUAGAGAAUAUUGUUCAGUCUGUCAUGUGCAUGUCUGAUCUUACGUUGAAUAUCAUAACAAACU
Messenger RNA from Lates calcarifer (barramundi perch), 1148 nucleotides. It is a transcript of the gene calca, whose product is annotated as calcitonin/calcitonin-related polypeptide, alpha. The record is from RefSeq and is a predicted model, not a curated record. Lineage: Eukaryota; Metazoa; Chordata; Actinopteri; Centropomidae. Gene Ontology annotation, molecular function: calcitonin receptor binding; hormone activity. The coding region runs from base 144 to 629 and encodes 161 amino acids. The transcript is spliced from 5 exons. Gene Ontology annotation, cellular component: extracellular region.